AUGUCUGACACCGAAAUAGACACCGAAAUAGACGAAACACCUCGUCCAGCGGCGGCUGAUGACCUUGAUUUAAAUAAAUCAUUACAAGAAGUGCUAAAAGCAGCUGCCACACACGAUGGUCUAGCACGUGGUUUAAGAGAAGCCGUUAAAUCUUUAGAUAAACGUGAAGCACAUUUAUGUGUAUUAGCAUCAAAUUGUGAUGAACCGAAUUAUGUUAAACUAAUUGAAGCAUUAUGUGCAGAACAUAAUAUUAAUUUAUUACGUGUUGAUGAUAAUAAAAAGUUAGGUGAAUGGGCCGGUCUAUGUAAACGAGAUAAAGAUGGAAAAGCAAGAAAAGUUGUUGGAUGUAGUUGUGUUGUGGUGAAAGAUUUUGGAGAUGAUACACCAGCACACUAUCACUUACAAGAAUAUAUGAAAAAAAAUAAAAGUGCUGCGUAA
Didymodactylos carnosus is the source of this 438-nucleotide messenger RNA. The record is from the annotation of a GenBank genome assembly. Lineage: Eukaryota; Metazoa; Rotifera; Eurotatoria; Philodinida; Philodinidae.